Rhodamnia argentea is the source of this 1229-nucleotide messenger RNA. Its product is annotated as NAC domain-containing protein 83-like. Gene Ontology annotation, biological process: regulation of DNA-templated transcription. The transcript is spliced from 3 exons. Bases 72 to 932 code for a protein of 286 amino acids. The record is from RefSeq and is a predicted model, not a curated record. Gene Ontology annotation, molecular function: DNA binding. Lineage: Eukaryota; Viridiplantae; Streptophyta; Magnoliopsida; Myrtales; Myrtaceae.
AUCCUAGUCCUUUGGUCUUCUUCUUCUUCUCCCACCCCUCUCUGCUUGGCUUGCGCGAGUUGGGGAUCCAAAUGGAAGACACAAUCUCAGAAGCAAUGAGACCCCCCCUCCCUCCAGGAUUCAGAUUCCAUGCUACUGAUGAGGAGCUCCUGAUUCUCUACUUGAAGCCCAAGAUUCUCGGACAACCCGACGAGCCCUACUACGACAUCAUCCCGGAGAUCGACGUAUGCAAGUUCGAACCUUGGGAGUUGCCCAACGUUGUUGGUCACAUGUUCAACAGUAAGGAACUGUUUCUCUAUUGCUGCGUGAAGCGCAAGUACUUGAAAAGCAAGCGGCCCGACCGGACGACAGCAGCUGGCUACUGGAAAGUGACCGGCAAGGAACGCCGCGUCAUGAGCGAGGACACCAACGAGCAGAUAGGAAUCAAGAAGACGCUGGUGUUCUACACUGGCCGCGUGCCUAAAGGCGAAAGGACCAACUGGGUCAUGCACGAGUAUCACCUAAAUUCCAAGUGUUUGGGCGAUAAUCACGGCGAAGGCGAGAUGCUGCCUUAUGUGGCAUGUCGGAUCAAGAACAAGAAAGACAGGAAACUGAAGACGGGUCAUGCUCCAACAAUCAGCCCUGAAGGCGAUUCAAGCAGCCCUUACACAUGCACCAGCGAAGUGUCAGACCCCCCUGUGAAUCAAGAAGUGGACUAUCCCAGCUUCUGCAACACCCCCAACAACAACAAUGAAGUUGCUGAUAACCAAGAAGCUCUUGAUGCUCAACUUGAGAUGUCACCGGGAGGGUUAAUGGACUCGCUAUCUCCAUUUUGGGCACUGGAUGACGAUCUAUUAUACUACGCCAACACUCCAACCUAUCAGUCACAGGCAGGAGCCGAGGAAGAAUGGUUGUCCUUCCUAGAUUUCUCAGAAAACAACAAUGGGGAAUGAGUUUGACUAUGGAUAUAUGCCAUCCCCAAACAGCAAUUUUGGGUUGGGGUUGGGGCAAUGUCUGAAGACUUCUCUGCUAUGCUAUGACAGUUUGACGGUGAUUGAUCAUGAUCUGGAAGGAGUGUGCGUGGUUGUGUGGGUUUUUACUUGUGAUGUAUUUAGUAUUGCUGAGUGUGGCUUUUGGAGUGAAGGGAAACAUGUGUAGUUUCAUAAUUUGUGCUUUUCCUUGUAUUUCAGGUUGUGUUUUCUGUUAAUUAAGAUGCAGUACUUCAAUAAAUAGUGUUAUGUUCUUCAGGG